AUCUGUUUGGAGACCGUGCCUUUUGUUCUGUUAUUGAGAGAGAGAGAGAGAGAGAGAGAGAGAGAGAGAGAGAGAGAGAUAGAGAGCAGCGGGGUGUGUGAGCUCAGAAAGGUGGAUGAGCUGGUCUCGAGGAGGAGAGUGCACGAGAUGCUGCUGCUGACACAUUCCUUGAAAGAUGAGUAAAAAGGAGCAAGAAUGUUGGAGUUACCGGAUGUAGUUUGGAUCGAGAGGAACUGAAUCACUUCUUUCCCAUCCUUGUCUUCGCUCUUGCCUAACCUUCUUUUUUUGCAUCUCGUCUAAUUUUCGAUGUGAUUAAAUGGCUUCCGGACGGCGCCGCCAGGCUCCACGCGCACUCGGAAUACUCCUGCUCGCUGUUGUCGGUAUGGCGUGUGGGGGUGAGCUGUCAUUCACCCUGGAGCCCAGUGACAUUAUUGCUGUUCAGGAACAACCUCUGAUGCUGCACUGUCAGGUGGAGGGGAUCCCGCCCAUCACCAUACAGUGGAGGCGCAACGGAGCUCUGAUUGUACAGGACCAAAACUAUGUCAUGUUUGCAAAUGGCUCGCUUCUGAUUGGUCAUUUCCAGAAGACCAAGUCUGACGGCUCGUCUGAUGAGGGAGACUAUGAGUGCAUAGCCCAAAAUUUCUUUGGGUUGGUCUUGAGCCGCAAAGCCAGAGUUCAGGCUGCUACAAUGGCAGAUUUUCAUGUGCAGCCACGUUCAGUUCGUGCAGAGCUGGGAGGUGUUGGGCGAUUUCAGUGCCAAAUCCAUGGUCUGCCUGAGCCAGUCAUCAGCUGGGAAAGAGAUGGGCGACCCGUGGAUACCUCUGAUGACAGGUAUACUCUGUUGCCAACGGGUGUGCUGCAGAUAACGGGUGUUCGCCCUGAGGACAGCGGGAUGUACUGCUGUGUUGCCCACAACAGUGCUGGAGUCAAACACAGCACAGGAGCGCAGCUCUCAGUCUCAGGCUCCCAGUCAUCUGUUUACAAAGAACCCAUGAUCCUAGUUGGCCCUGAAAACCUCACCCUCACAGUUCACCAGACUGCCAUCUUGGAGUGUGUUGCCACGGGUUACCCUCGCCCAAUCGUUUCUUGGAGUAGACUGGAUGGACGGCCAAUAGGAGUUGAGGGUAUCCAGGUACUAGGAACAGGAAACCUGAUGAUCUCUGAUGUCAGAGUUCAGCAUUCUGGCGUUUACGUCUGUGCGGCCAACAAGCCAGGAACCCGUGUGCGCAGAACUGCUCAGGGACGCCUGGUUGUGCAAGCCCCUGCAGAGUUUGUGCAGCCCCCUCAGUCUAUUGCUCGCCCGGUGGGCACCACUGCCGUCUUCACUUGCCUGGCACAGGGUGAGCCAGUCCCACAAAUCACCUGGCUGAAAAAUGGACAAAUCUUAGACCCUGAUGGCCAUGUCAAACUCAGGAACAACAACAGUACUCUGACCAUCUAUGGAGUAACCCAGGAUGAUGAGGCCAUAUAUCAGUGCAUUGCAGAGAACAGUGCUGGCUCCACACAGGCCAGUGCCCGUCUGACCGUGCUGUGGGCUGACGGCUUGCCGGGUGUGCCCACGGGGGUACGUGCAGAAGUCCUUUCUCCGACCUCCAUUCAGGUGUCCUGGAACGAGCCCACCCAAAACCCUCAGGACAUAAUUGGAUAUGUGCUACAUAUCCGCAAGACUGCUGACCCAGUGGAGAUGGAGUACCAGGAGGCUGUGAGUAAAAUGACCCUGCAGCAGGUAAUUGGAGAUCUGGAGCCUUCCACCAGCUACAGCUUCUAUGUGAAGGCUUACACAUCCCGCGGAGCCAGCAAACCCUCUGAGACAGCUGUGGAGAGAACUCUGGGAGAAGUCCCUGCACCACCAGCCUUGUUCACGAAGGUGAUUAAUUCGACAGUGGUCCAGGCCACAUGGGAGCCUUCCACUAAGAUGGGCCAGCAGGAAGGAUUCAAUCUCUACUACCGUAAGGUUCCCGUCCCCAUCUUCACGGGACCCCUUACCUUCCCACGUAAUGUGACCCAGUACAACAUCACUCAGCUAGAUCCCUCUUUUGUGUAUGAAAUGAAGAUUCUGGCUUUUAACCAGCAUGGAGAGGGCAAUGCCACUCUGCGCUUGGUGUCACUCAAGGAGGCAGUGGAGAAAUCAGUGCUAAAUACCCCUUGUGACUGUGUAAAAGAUGAACAGAAUAAAAGCUCCACCACAGGCAUCAUCAUCGGCAUCCAUAUUGGAGUCACUUGCAUCAUUUUCUGUGUCCUUUUCCUUGUGUUCAGCUACAGGGGAAGGUUGAUGAUGUGUAAAACCGUGCAGGCCUCCCGACAGGCGGGCCGCAAUCCAGCAGCUGGAGUCGUGCUCGAAUCCUCCUCUUCAUCACAGGGGACCCUGGCCCUCAACAGCCCUCACAGGUUCAGCUCAGACAGAAAUGGAGGAACCCUCACUGCAAAGAGCUGCACUGACUCCAAUGAGAUGGAGAGACUCUUCUCAGGACCAUCCCACUCCUCCCAUCCACCUGUUACCACCCACGCAAAUGCGAGCUCUUUGGUCUUUUGUCCAUUGAAUGAAACCCAGAUGUCCACACUUCCCCUUGAUGACUUCAGCCUGAUGGAGGAGUGUGAGGUUCAGUUCCGGCAGCAUCCAGCAGAUGGCCAACAGGAUGAAGACUGAUGAAGGAAUAAAGGCCAAGAUUAUCCUCUACUCAGACUCCUGUCCAACUCAGGUCAACUGAAGUAUUCAUCUUUUUCAGUUCUGUUUUUAUCAUGCAAAGAAUAUAUUAUUCGUAAGUUAAGUUCCCUUUGUGGGAAUCACUGGACUGUAAUGCCGAGGGUCCCUCUGGCCUCAAGGUUCUGCGAUCGACAUCUAUUAUUUCUCAUUGGUAGGUGAACAAAUACAUACUUGCAGUUUCAGCUGGCAGCAUACAUUCAAAGUCUCCAGUCACUAGUAUCUAGAUGAUUUUAUUUGGCUUCUUCUGCACAACAGAGGAGUAUAUUUCCUACCAAAACAUCUAUUUUUCAACUUGCUGCCUCCUCUUAACCUACUUAUGAUUUCACAAGUCAAUCCACCAGAGACCAAGACCUUCUUCCAGGGAUUUCAUAUUAUUCUCAGGACUUUUUUGUUCACUGAUAUCAAUGUUUUUUUUUAGUAGGUCUCAGCCUUCACAAAGACUUUAGACUCUAUGUUAUGUGAACCUUAGAAUUUGCAACAAAAAAACCUACCUCAGCAGGAAUGAAUGUCUUGAUGGAAGUCUUUGAGAUCUGCAUCUUGUUGUCUGUUCUGUUUUUAUACACAUCAGUCGUUCAGUCAAAAGAGAAAAAGGUGCUUCUCUACCUCAGAUUUCAAGGACUGCCGCUCCCCUGCUCGCUGAAGCGAAACCUGAAAAAAAUCCAACAUAUAGCACUUCCAAAUGUUGAAGUCAAUGUUCUACCUCAAAAUAACAAUGUUGUUAUUGUCGUUGUGGUUCUUAUCUCAUACUGAAACAUAGCCUCUGUUUGUGAGAUCCUGGCUUCACUAUGUUAAUGAAUUGCUGUGUUUUGAUAUGUCAGUACCUCAUGCCAGUUGACAUGACAUUGUUCUAUGAAUUCUGCUUGUCAAGAUGUUCUGAUAGUGUCCUUGUAUUCACUUGUUUGUUUCCUGAUCAGAGUAUUUUGAGUAUUUUUAUUUUUAUUGUAGUAGGCGCCGUAAAAUGGGAACUUUUUAACUGCACUGUUACUAUUGUCUUCAGGAUAAUAAAAAAAACUACUGCUCUCAGAUGAACCGCUGGAAGAAGAGAGGCCACUGUACGCAACGCUGGAUAUAAACACGUUUAGGUUUAGGUAUUUGAAUAGUCUGACUUCAUGUGUUUUCCAUAUCAUGUUACACAAAAGAACUGGGGGGAUCAAUAUGUAAAGCAUUCUUUGCAUAAUUAAGCACAUAUACUUUUCUAUGGGUGCUGGUAGAAGUAAAAUGUGAUCUAGAUUAGAAACACAUAUCACAUGUUGUGAUAUUUCGUGAAGAAUUGAAAUGGACUUUGCCUGGGCACAGGACUUGUGAUCAAUUACGAAGCCCAUGCACGCUUCGAUACUGUUGAGGCCAUUCAGACUCUCCGCUUCAUGUUAUGAUGUGAACACCAAACUAUGGAAGAACUGGGCAUUCUAGAAUUCUCCAGGAAGUGAACAUUCCAUUAUGAGCCAAAGCCACUGGAGAUUCUCAUGGCUUCUAUGUGGAGUUGCAUCAUUUUUUUUUAAUAUCCCAUGCCCCUCGUCCAUGUUUUUAGUGCCACAUUGAUCAGGGAGCACAAAGUGCAUCAGAUAUAUGCUCAUAACUCGCACAUAUGACAUCUGUUGGCAUUAGACUCCCAGAAUGCUGAGUAGAGGAUGAUUUUCACUGUGUGCUCAGCCACUCAGUCCAAGACCAGCUGUUUCUUUUAGUGGGGAGGGAGAGUCGAAAGUACCAGCAAGAUGUUCCUUCUCUUCUCUGGUGUCCCAUAGUGCUAUGGUACAUAUAUAUAUAUAUAUAUAUUUUUAGUAACCUACCUCGACACAGCAGUCAUGUCUCAGGUUGCUCCUACUCUGAUGGGGAGAUUGUAUUUUUUGUAUAGUACACACAAACACACACACACACAUACAUACACACAUCAGAGGAGAACAUCUCCUUUGGGCCCUUUAGCACAGUGGUUCCCAACCACGUUCCUGGAGGCCCCCCAGCACAGCAUGUUUUCCAUGUCUCUGUUAUCAAACACACCUGAUUCAGAUUAUCAGCUCAUUAGGAGCGACUCCAAGACCUGAAAUGGGUGUGUCAGACAAAGGAGAGAUGCAAAAUCUGCAGUGUUGGGGGGGCUAUAGGAACAAGGUUGGGUACCACUGCUUUAGCAUCAGCUUUUCAUGCUCCUUGAUUGUUUUUUUUGUUGUUGUUGUUUUUUCGUAAAGUGUCUUUUUUUAUGUGUUAUAUUUGUGACCCUGGACCAAAAACCAGUCUUAAGUGUGAAUUGAAAUUGAGAUUUAUGCAUUUAUGCAAAUAAGCUUUCCAUUUAUUUAUGGUUUAUUAGGAUCGGAUAAUAUCUGGCAGAGAUGCAACUAUUUGAAAAUCUGGAAUCUGAGGGUGCAAAAAAAUCUAAAUGCUGAGAAAAUCCCCUUUUAAUUUUUCCAAAUGAAUUCUUAGCAAUGCAUAUUAAUAAUCAAAAAUUACGUUUUUGAUUUUUACAAAAUAUAGGAAAUUUACAAAAUAUCUUACACCCUAGCAACAAUACCAGGUACCCUAGCAACCACAUAGCAACACCUUAGCAACCAUUCCAGUUACCCUAGCAACAACAUGGCAACACCCUAGCAACCAUCCCAGGUACCCUAGCAACCACAUAGCAACACCUUAGCAACCAUUCCGGUUACCCUAGCAACCGCAUAGCAACACCCUAGCAACCACUCAAUGUACCCUAGCAACCGCAUAGCAGCACCCUAGCAACAAUCCCAGGUACCCUAGCAACCGCAUAGCAACACCCUAGCAACCACUCAGGGUACCCUAACAACCGCAUAGCAACACCUUAGCAACCAUCCCAGGUACCCUAGCAAACACAAAACUUUAUGAUUUUAAAACUUAUUUACAUUUUUUACUAUUUCAGACUGAAACCGUCAAAUUAAACUUUUUCAACUUCUUAACCUUUUAAACUUUCUGGCCAGGCUUUCUCAAGCCAACUUAAAGUUUGUCUUGACAAACUUUUUUAUCUAGUUUAUUAUUAUUAUUAUUUUUAGCUAUUGCUAAGAAUAUACCCCAGCAACUUAAGACUGGUUUCAUGGUCCAGGGUCACAUUUGUCUGUAUCAAAUAGUCAUGUUAGUUCCAGCUGAUUCAGAUGACUCGUCCAUCAGUUUUGCCACUCAUUUUUGUUCAUAAUUAAAAAAUGCAAUUCUUGUCAUCAUAACUGUGUGUAGAUGAUGAGUCAAAUUUGCAUAUUUUCAUAACACCCACAGCUUGUGUAAUUAAUCUUUUUAUAGAAAUGGACAAAGUAAGCCUAGAUAAUCAAAAAUCCUAUUCAUAGAAGUAUAUUCCUUCAAAUACUGGUUCUGGAACAGAAUUGCACAGUGUAUUACAGUGUAGAAAAGACAAUGUGCUGUAUAUUUAUUGCACCAAAUGCAAUUGUAAUGUUGUCAAUGGAUACAGUAGAAGCUUUUGUGUUGUCUGUAUACAGAUCAGUGCUCAGUUCUUUGGCUGUGUUAAAUAUAAUUAAUAGAAAAGACUCUGAACAACAGAAGGUAUGUGAAAUGCUGUGCUGUAGAACUUUGUCCCUAAUAAUGAAAGUCUCUAAGAAAUAUCUAUUGUACAGUUUUGGUGCUCUUGGCAUUCCUGUAAUAAGACGAAACGGUUUCAUCUGUACAGUAAUGCGAUACAAGCAAUUCUCAAUGCUGUUACAUCUCCAAAAGUUAGCAGUCUAUCUCGUUUCCAGAUAGAUUUGGUCUUGUGAUGUUUGUAAAAUACUAUUGUGCAAUUAAGUAUUUUUAAAAACAGUAAUGAGCAUCAUCAGGAUUCAUGUUAUAAUACUGUAUUUGUAAGAUUCCAGUGCGAUCUCUAAUGUUGCAAAAUGUCUUCUAGAAAGCAGGUCUUGAUUUGGUUGAAUUCGGGUGGACUUUUAACCACAAAUGAACAGCUGCUGUAUUCAAGUUUUUAGCUCUUAUAUCUGGUUUCAAAUAAAGGGGUAAUUGGAGCCAUUUUGCAUGCGUUGAACCUGUGAUGAUAAUCCUGAUGGUGAAAAGUCAGUUACUGUGAUCAAGCAUUCGAUCCACAGGCUUUCUGAGCCGCUCAUAGUGCUUGAUCUCGCUUUGUUUCCAUUCAAUAUUAAGUAUGGUUUCUGGCUCAAAUCCAUGAAAGAACAGAACAUGCUACUACAAUCUCUAGAAGUCUCUAGUCUCUAGAACCCACCUCGCACAUAUAUAUAGUAUACGCACACACGCGUUCACCCCCCUGUAAAGAAAGUCAUGUUUGUGUCCGCAUUAGUCCCCAGGGAGACUCAGGGAUGAGGCAUUAACAUUUAGCAGCCUCAGCUCCCGCCACCGCUAUGGAAACACCGACCUAUUCACAGCAGCAGAAGGACGUUCAAACUUUGAAUUUGUAAAACAAACAGCUUUUAGUAGAGGAUAAUAUGUACCAGUUUCAAUCUGUUAAGCCCCUUUCAGGAGCAGGAUUAGAAAAGUGCAUUUUUUGCUUUUGGUGAGGGGACCCAUAGCAGCCUAACUGUUUAUCUAGGUGCAGACUAUGCUUGCUUUUACAGUAUUACACGCUCAGAGGCUUUAAACGUGUGUAUUUGAUGCAAUCACAGCAAGAGGUUUCUAGAAGCAACUGGGGAUUUCUGAUGUUACCAUGUGAAAAUCUGGUCCUGUGAUGAUGUCCAUUACUGUUAGUAAAAUCUUGUCGUACUGUUGGGAAAUUUUUGUAGUGAUGCUCUUACAAUGGAAGUAGAAAAGCAGCCUGUGGGGUUUAAAAAUUGAAUGUUUUCCAGCAUUAAUUAUCUAUUUAAUACCAUAUGUUAAUUGAGAUAUUAAGAUUCCUACUUUUUUUUUAUAGAAACAAUGUAAUUUAAAUCCAUUCAGUGUGCUUUGAAGUUACUUACGUAUAACUUUGCACAUUACAGUAGUCUCAUGCUAAGACAAGUUUUGGUUAUGCGUUUGAUAGAGUGCAACAGUUACACAUUUGUGCUGCAUAUGACCCUUCAGCAAAUUGUUUCGCCAUCCAGCCAUUUCUGUUCACAGACAAAGUGUAAUUUUAGAGGAAAUGAAGAGAGCACAAGAGAUGACAUACAACUGAGCAGGUGUGAGAUGUUCUGUUUCCACUAUUCAGUUCUUCAUCAAACUCACUCUCUGUAAUUCAGAUCCGGGUGAAAUUACUGUUUUAACUGCAUUGGAAACACUGUUUCUACCAGUUUGUCUCCUUCAAAUUUGAUGUCUGUAACCCCCUCUGACCACAGACUGUCAGUGUUGUGUCUGUACAUAUGCAUAUUUAUUUUAUAUGUGUAUAUGUAUAUUUAUAUAAAGAAAGAAUACUAGACCGUUUUUAGUGGUUUGUAUUGUUUUAGGGUUCAUUAUGAAACACUGUUUAAAGUCAGUAACAAUGACAAUA
This is a messenger RNA of Carassius gibelio (silver crucian carp), 8057 nucleotides long. Its product is annotated as immunoglobulin superfamily DCC subclass member 3. The record is from RefSeq and is a predicted model, not a curated record. Gene Ontology annotation, cellular component: axon; plasma membrane. Lineage: Eukaryota; Metazoa; Chordata; Actinopteri; Cypriniformes; Cyprinidae. Gene Ontology annotation, biological process: axon guidance; cell-cell adhesion. Gene Ontology annotation, molecular function: protein binding. The coding region runs from base 317 to 2647 and encodes 776 amino acids. The transcript is spliced from 14 exons.